CUUAUCAAAUUCAAUUACCAAAGUUCAAGCUUUCAUUUUCAAUUUUCAUUCCUGAAUUAAAAUUGUUUCUGAUAGCUUACAAAAUGUCUGUUUUUAUGAAUAUUGUUCGCCGAAUUAAUGUUCCUAAUGUAUGGAAUAGUGCCCCUGCAUUGCAUUAUCAUGAAAAGGUAAUCGAUCACUAUGAAAAUCCGAGGAACGUUGGCUCGCUGGAUAAGAGUGACAAACAAGUCGGCACAGGGCUCGUCGGUGCUCCUGCAUGUGGAGAUGUGAUGAAAUUGCAGAUAAAAGUUGACGACGAAGGACGGAUUAUCGAUGCGAAAUUCAAAACUUUCGGUUGCGGGUCUGCUAUAGCGUCCAGUUCUCUUGCUACCGAAUGGGUGAAAGGAAAAACGGUAGACGAGGCGCUUGAGUUGAAAAAUACAGAUAUUGCGAAAGAACUUUGUUUACCACCAGUAAAAUUGCACUGUUCUAUGCUCGCCGAAGAUGCCAUAAAAGCAGCGUUAUCGGAUUAUAGAAUAAAACAACAGUCUUCUCAAAAAUCAGAAUGUGCAAAGAACGACGGUGAGAAGAGUGAUUAAAGUUACCAUUUUAAUAUUGCGUAUUAUUCUACCACAAAUGCUGAAAAUAUCGCUGUUGAAGCUACACCGUUGAUAUGAUAAAAGUAUUAUAUUUUUCCCAUGUUUUUCGAGUAAGAAAAUUUAAUUUAAUUUCGCUCUUAUAAUUUCUGUAGUCAUCGUGAUUGUGAUUAUUCAGUUCAGCGAAACUGAUCGGUUCGGGGCGAGCGUUUUGCUCGAGAAUAGAUAGUUUGUCGCGUUUAUUUGUAAAUAUGGAAUAAAUUGUAUUAAUUGUUA
Messenger RNA from Planococcus citri (citrus mealybug), 851 nucleotides. It is a transcript of the gene IscU, whose product is annotated as Iron-sulfur cluster assembly enzyme. The transcript is spliced from 5 exons. Gene Ontology annotation, biological process: iron-sulfur cluster assembly; intracellular iron ion homeostasis. NCBI's taxonomy places the organism in Eukaryota, Metazoa, Arthropoda, Insecta, Hemiptera, Pseudococcidae. Gene Ontology annotation, cellular component: cytoplasm; mitochondrial matrix. The record is from RefSeq and is a predicted model, not a curated record. Bases 84 to 578 code for a protein of 164 amino acids. Gene Ontology annotation, molecular function: 2 iron, 2 sulfur cluster binding; ferrous iron binding.